Lineus longissimus is the source of this 4020-nucleotide messenger RNA. RefSeq names its product monocarboxylate transporter 13-like. Gene Ontology annotation, cellular component: membrane. Gene Ontology annotation, biological process: transmembrane transport. Gene Ontology annotation, molecular function: monocarboxylic acid transmembrane transporter activity. Lineage: Eukaryota; Metazoa; Nemertea; Pilidiophora; Heteronemertea; Lineidae. Bases 147 to 1898 code for a protein of 583 amino acids. The record is from RefSeq and is a predicted model, not a curated record. The transcript is spliced from 6 exons.
GUUUCGCGCUAUAAUGUUUAAUGCGCCAGCGCUAUAUAUACAUGUAUGAAGCAGACGAUAUUUCACGGACGUAGGAGUAGGGCAGGAAAGUCGUGUGCUAGGCCAGUUAUUUCUCUCAAAUUAAUUAAAGAUAAAGUGAGAAUGCGAUGGGAGAAGAUGAAGAGACCGAGCCUGGCCAACAUGGACAUGACGGAAACGAGAGCGAACUGUCCGUGGAGACACCCUACUCCUGGGCCGUCAUGGUUGCUACCUUCAUCGGCCAAGUCAUGAUCUAUGGCAUUUCCUGGACAGUCGGAGUAUACUUUGUCAUAUUCCUUGACGUCUUCCAGCAGGGGAAGGGGGCAACGUCUUGGGUAGGCUCAAUAAAUACAGCGUGUACAUAUUUGGCUGGACCAAUCUCUAGUGUGUUGAUGAAGAAGACGGGAGUGCGAUGGAUGAUGGUGAUAGGCGCGGUCAUUGCUGCAGGCGGCUUAUUGGCCAGUUCCUUUGUCACCGAGCUUUAUCAUCUCUACCUCACAUUCGGAGUGAUUACAGGUUUUGGCCUGGGUCUUGCCUAUGUGCCUUGCAUCUCAGCUGUAGGAUUUUACUUUGAUACGCACAGAACUAUUGCAAUAGGGAUAUCCGCUUCAGGGGUGGGGAUAGGGACAUUUGUUUAUCCUCCUUUAAUCCGUCUCCUGGAGGAUUCCUUCGGUUGGAGAGGGUCGCUCCUUGUUCUAUCUGGAGUAACACUGAAUCUAGCUGUGGUUGGUGCAUUCAUCCGCCCAAUUCAAAUAAAACAGACUGAUAAAAACAAAAACGAAGUUGAUGAGGAAAAGAUAGGGAUAUUGGAAAUGUUGGAUAUCACCAUCUUCAAGAACAGUCGUUACUUGUUGCUCUGUCUCAAUAAUCUGUUGCUCAUGUUCGGUAUAGGUAUUGUAUACGUCCAUCUCUCAGCAUAUGCAGAACUUCAAGGAGUCAAAGGAACAGCAAGUGCAAUGUUGUUCUCAGCGAUAGGAAUUGCCAACUUUUUAGGAAGGAUUUUCUUUGGCUUCGCUGGACAUCAUCCAAAAGUUAACGUCGUCCUAGCGUACAUCCUUGCUGCUUGUAUAUACGGCGUCUCAGUCGAGUGUCUCCCAGUGAUAACAGAAUACCCAGCUAUGGUUGCGAUAGCAGUGAUCUUCGGUUUCUUCACAGGAUCAUUUGGGACGUAUUUGCCCGACAUCCUCAUUACGUUCCUCUGCCUCCACCGUAUGCCAUGUGGUUAUGGGUACCUUCUAAUAUUUGAAGGCAUUGGACAACUCCUCGGCGCACCCGUCGCUGGUAUCUUGUACGACUCCACCGGAACGUACAUCUACUCAUUCUACCUUGGAGGGACCUGCAUUCUAGUCAGUGCUCUCAUCCUCUUCCCAGCCUGGCGAUGGAUUAAGCCGAAGUACUUAUCUGAUGUCGACAAUCUCAGUCGGUCGCCAUCAUUAUCGGAUGAAGAGUUCGGAUCCCAGGUUGCUGCAAUUGGUGAAAUGGAUGAUCUGCAGAAUGGUGGCUCUCUACCAAAGAUUAAUCUGUCGGCUGGCAGCAUCCAUUCACAUUCAAAAUCUCAGCGAAGUUUAAACCAAUCUCAGUACAGUCUUCACAGAUUCGGCGUCAUCAACAGAGAAACGUUGUUGAAAAGAAGGACUAGUUCAGCGCAGUGUCUCUGUCAGCAUCCUGUCUUGGAAGGGGCUGGUGGUUCAAACAGGUAUUUAAGUGCUGUUCCUGCCAGAUUAGAGUUAUACAGACCCUCAUCUGCUCGGUCACUUCAAUCAGCUCGCCCGAUGAUCAAAAACAGGGAGGGUAAUCUCAAAGUCCCUGUCACGCCAGAAGGGAGCCAUAAAGGCUCGAAAUCGUUAAUAUUUUCAGGCUCAAUGAGGACACUGAUGUAGAAUUGCAUUUUUAGCCGAAAAUGUGAUAUCAAAAUGGAGUUUUCUCAGCUGCUGUGACCGGCCUUGAGGACAGUGUUUCUCAUUUAGGUCAAAACUAGAAUCUCAUGUAGUUGGAAUCUCUUCAGCUUACAAAUAAUCUGUAAGUCUUAUAUAUUUUUGUUCAAACCUUUCUUUUUAGAGGUAUUUUGCGAGGGAUGAUCUGAGGUAACCUUGGUAGCAUUUUUAUAUUAGAACUAAUCUCAACACUUUAAAUUGCUCAUACUCCAGCUGAUGCUAUAGUACUGGUAGAACGGAACACGAAAUUUCAAUUAUUUCGUCUCUUACUUAGACAAAAUAGAGACAAAAUAGAGAUAUAACAUUAUAGUUUUCUCUGCUCCCACACAUUUCAAGUGUGACGUUGUCUGAGGAAUGUAUAGUUUCUCUGAGAUGGUGUUUCUCAGAAGCAAGGUGACAUAUACUAGAUGUUUAGUCCAAAACUCGGGCAGUGACAGUGCCUUUUGUUUUCAAGAGAGGUGAUCGUCAGGAGCCUGGACACACAUAUAGAAUCUCCGAAAGUUUACAAGUUAUCUGUAUUAAAUCCUAUAUACAUUUAUGUUCAAAUCUCUCGUAGUGCUUUUAUAUUAGAUCUAUCUAUACGAAUCACUUUUCAACAUGUUAUAUAUUUAUACAUGAUACUUGCAAUAGCACCUAACUAAAUACCAGAUGUGCAAAUGCAACUUGGUGUUAUUUAAGAUUAUUAGCUGUAUUCAUAUUAAGUUUUGUAACAUGUACUAUGCAACUGGUAUUGGCCUGGUUAACAGAAUACAAAAUGUCAAAUGCAUCACACACGUGUGUACCACGACUAGAAAGUAGUAUAUCCCUGCAGCAUUUUGCUAACACCAGAGUCUUUCAAGACUCAGCUUACGCCAAGACUAAAUAAACGCUUGUCUUUAUGAAAUUAAAUUAUAUUCCCAUACUUUUUUGCCGACAUGCACAAUUGUACUAAAUCCUGCACAAUUUACAUGUUGAAAGUCAUGAUAUACUGAACAAGUUUUAGAUGGUAAUGGUGGUAACUACAGCAGGCCAACAAUCAAUUUUGGUCGAUGCUUCUUCCAAUAUAUAACAUUGCGGUGUAUUUUUAUAGCAUACGCUUAUUUCCUAUUUGAAUGUCAUUGAAUAUAUUCACAAGGAUGCAUAACAAUAGCCGUGAUAUUCAGUAUGUAUUGCAACAUACAUACAUGUAGAUGUAUAACGAAACAGCUGUUGCAGAAGUAUUGUGCGAAGUCUUGGUGGUUAAUCAUGAAGCAAAUCAAUCUUUCCACAUCGUUGGUUGCAAUAAUGAUUAGUAGCCUAGCUAUAGGAUCUGGACAGGAGUAAUCCACGUUGAUGAAAACCCAGAGUCCGCAAAAUGUGCUAUUCAACACUGAAGAUAUUUCAGGAAGAAGAUGUGGUGUAGAACUCAUUUAGGCUGCAUUAGUAAGCAAUUUAGGCAGUGUUUACGAACUAUAACUGGGCAUAGAAAUGAUUAUGACCAUCUGCUAUGUCAGAAUUGGCCUCCCUGUAUCAGCAGCCAGUUUUAGGGGGUACCCCUUUCACUUAACAAGUACAAAUGACAACCAUAUAGAUCCUAUUGUUUCAUGGUUUUGAAUACAAAAAUCUGUUCCAAAGAUAUAAUUUUUAAGGGAAAUUCACACCUUUGAAUUUACCAAGACUUUUACAAUUUUAAAAUGCAUGUGAUAUAAAUUUUUUAUCAUGAAUAUUUAUUUAUACACAGUUGAUAAAUGAUUCUGUACAUGCAUGUAUAUAAAAAUCAGAUGCUGCUGCAGAAAGUACUAUUUGAGAAUCCAGAAGCCAUAAUGAUUAUAUGAGCUGAAUUGCAUCACAAUAAGAGUUGCCAAAACAAAAAAUUAUGAAUUCUAGAUAGGAAAAGUUCACAGGGUAAACAACGAGCGGACCAUGUUAUAUAGAUCUGUCUUGUAUGACGCAGUGAACACCACACAAAUAUUUUGAGAAUAGAAAUUUCUGCAGAAAAAUCAGGGUUAAUGUUUUAGGUGUUUGGUCAGUGUUAGCAAUUAUUUUCAGAAUCUGUCUCUUUCCUCAAUAUAUAUAUUAUACACAUUGCAAUAAAUGAAUACUGAACUCA